Molecule: messenger RNA, 1850 nt
Organism: Saccostrea cuccullata (small rock oyster)
Lineage: Eukaryota; Metazoa; Mollusca; Bivalvia; Ostreida; Ostreidae
Product: forkhead box protein C1-like
Exons: 1
Coding region: 261-1415 (384 amino acids)
Biological process (GO): anatomical structure morphogenesis; cell differentiation; regulation of transcription by RNA polymerase II
Molecular function (GO): RNA polymerase II cis-regulatory region sequence-specific DNA binding; DNA-binding transcription factor activity, RNA polymerase II-specific
Source: RefSeq, a predicted model, not a curated record
GCUACUCUACAAAUAUUUAUGGGUUUUGGCAUUUAUUUUAGCAUCGAAAGUCAACGUGCUUUAUGAAAACAAUUAGAUAGAACAAUAUAUGCUAUCAGCACGGCGGAUAAACAGGGAUUUAAAAUUGUUUCACCGGUGGCCAGCAAGCCAGAGAAGAGCAGAACCUGAAAGUAAUAGGAUGGAACUCUGACUCUCGGGCAUUUUGAACACGCAAUUCAACAAUAAGUGACUGAAGUUGAAAAAUUAACUUUGUUAAAAGUAUGUCUUCCCCAAAUGAACUUGUUCGUGCGCAGCAACUGGCAAUGGUUGGAAAUUCCUCUACUGGACUGUAUCCUCAGUAUGGGAAUCUGGGACCUGGGAUGCCUCCAUAUCCCUACCCAGCGGGACUUUAUUGCCCCUCUCUGGAUUUUAACCGAGCCUAUGCUCUGAGGAUGAUUGAGGAGAUGCAUCGGAGGGACCAACCUCAGAAACCCCCGUACUCCUACAUCGCUCUGAUUGCAAUGGCCAUCAAGAAUGCCCCGGACAGAAAGAUCACCCUUAACGGAAUCUACCAAUUCAUCAUGGAAAGAUUUCCUUAUUACCACGACAAUAAGCAAGGUUGGCAGAACUCAAUUCGGCAUAAUUUGAGCCUCAAUGACUGUUUUGUAAAAGUAGCAAGAGAAAAGGGAAAGCCCGGGAAAGGGAAUUAUUGGACUUUGGAUCCAAAUUGUGAGGAGAUGUUUGAGAAUGGUAAUUAUCGCAGAAGGAAGAGGAGAGUGAAAGGAUCAGGCAAAGAGGAUGGAGAGCAGAUUGAGGGUAGCUACGAAACAGACAAUCAUUCGGACGCUGAGGAUCGUACCGACGAAGAGCUAGCCGGUCCAGACGAGAAUGAUAGCGGAAUUAAUGUCGUCUGCUCGGACGAGGAAAAUUCCAAGGAUGGAACAGAAAAUCGUUUUUGCAGCGAGGAAGUGAUUUCCAACUCUCCUGAAACUCCAGCAAUCCGAAAACGACUUUUUACGAUCGAUAGUUUGAUUGGAGACGAUUCACCGGUGCAUUUCCAGACGGACACAAACGGAAAACGCAAACUGGAAAACUAUGAGAACAUUUCAAAUGAAAAGAAGAAAAAAUAUGACAUUUUUGACAAAAUCCCCAGCCCUCCUCCAAAAAUCAUCGACUUGAAGGGACAAUCGCCAACCUCAUUUCAGAUUUCUCUCGCUUCUGGACUGUAUAGCAACGGUUUCCUCCGGAACCAUCCACAUGGUUUGUCACCACCGAUGGGAGCAUACGCAGGGUAUCCUCCUUUUGGGGGAUUUUCCUUACCAAUCAAUAACCCACAGGAACUUAUAAUGAGAGCACAAGGUCUUGGACAUUUUCUAAAUGCCGGAACCAGUGAUCGGGAUUGGACGGCUCGGACAUCUCAGGCCGGAAUUAGAUGAUGAUGUCUGACAAAAUAAUGCUGUGCUUUGAUUAAUUUUGAAAUGAAUGAAUGAGAGUUUUGCUGUUUUGUACUCGGAGAACCUUGUUUAAUAAUCAGUGUCAAAAAUUCCACAAUUGUUUAUAUUAAUGUACAAAUCUGUCAAUUUUUUCAUCACUUCUGCCGAUGUAUUUGACAAGGAUAGUGGACUUUAAUUGUGAAAUAUUACUUUUUUGGAUAAAUGACAUUUUUAAUACCAAAAACCAUGAGUGAAGCAGACAGUGAAUGAGAUUGUCCAUAAGAAUUAAUUUUCCAGAAUUUUGUCAUAAAGCUUUUUUAAAAGAUAAAUAUCGUGUGCUGUACAUGGAAAAAGGAGAUGAAUGGUCUAGAUAUUUUAUUAUUAAAACAGAUGUUGUUAAUUAUUAUUUGUAUAUAUUUUAUUAAAUAAAUAGUAUUC